Perca flavescens (yellow perch) is the source of this 1785-nucleotide messenger RNA. RefSeq names its product CD8a molecule (gene cd8a). The transcript has 6 exons. The record is from RefSeq and is a predicted model, not a curated record. NCBI's taxonomy places the organism in Eukaryota, Metazoa, Chordata, Actinopteri, Perciformes, Percidae. The coding region runs from base 376 to 1059 and encodes 227 amino acids.
GUGUUGAGUUGUGUUUGUGUAAAGUGGGCUGCCUCUUUUCACACUUCUUACUUGCAUCCUUCUCAGCCUACAUACUUUGCACUGCUGCGUUUGUGUGUCAGUAAGCUGGUGGAUAAAGUCAUGCUGUUCGAUGUUUCAAACCAAGAAGCAAAGGUGAAUUGCAGAUCGGUGGGCUCCACUUCAAACAUCUUGCAGACCACGACCAUGCUUGCAGGAGGUCUCUGCAACACUCUGCUGCAAUGAUCCCAUUUGACACAGCAGAGAAGAAGGUUACAGGUGGGGCGUGGUUUGAUAUCUCACUCAAUUAUCUCCUAGCAGGCUCCAACAAACACCACAAAGACGCGUUUAGCAGCUAUUGUCGUCUGCAACAUUAAAAUGGACCAAAAGUGGAUUCAGAUUCUGGUGAUUCUGGUGUUUUGUCAAAAAAUGACUUCAGGAGCUGGUGAAGAGAGACGUGUAACGGAAGGGGCUGAGGUUGAAAUCAAAUGUAAGCCUCUGGACAGUGGCAGCAUGGUCAUCUGGUUUCGAGUUCUGGACACAUCUGCCAUGGAAUUCAUUGGAUCUUUCAGUAACAAUGGUCUCCUAAAGUCAACCACAGACUCCUUCCAGUCUACCUUCAGUCAUUCAAAGAUGCAGCAAGAUAUCCUAACACUGAAGUCAUUCAACAAAGCUCAGGACAGCGGCGUUUACAGCUGUGCGGCUCUCAAAGGCAGUAUACUGAAAUUUGGCGAAACAACCCGACUGGUUGGAGAAAAAGCUGAAGUUGCAGUAGUGGAAGCAACACAGGCCGCCGCCACCACCAAACAAAAUCUAUGCACAACUGCUACGCCAUGUGUUUGUAACAACAUUAACGGCCAAGGGGAAACCAGUCCUCAAAUGUUUUGUACCCCAAUCAUACUGGGCCCACUGGCCGGCGGCUGUGGCCUUCUUCUUCUACUCCUCAUCAUCACCACCGUGUACUGCAACCAUAUAAGGACACGGAGAUGCCCACACCAUCACAAACGAAAACGACGGUCGGGGGAUCUUGAAAAACUUAAACUGGACAAACGACAAGUUUAAUCCAAAUGGGGUAAUUUCAUGGACACUGCUUUAAACGGCAAUUCUAUUGUGGGCUAAUGUUACUGUUGCAGAGAUAAUUUUUUUAAUCAUUUUUCAGUUUAAUCACAUAUCUGGUGAACAUGUUGCUGCCAACUUAAAAAAAAAAAGUUAUUUGUGAAGUGUUUAAAAUGGUUCAAGGUUUCAAAUUAUAAAAUAUCUUCAAAGCUCGCCAACAUCUAUAGUUUGAAUGUUGUUUUGCGGCCGAUAACGCUGCGCCAUCACAUCACGAUUGAACUCUUCUAUUGAAAUAACAUGAAAUGAAGUAAGCACUGAUUUACAUUUAUUUUAAACAUCAUGCAAACAAUUGUAUAUAAUUCAUUUUGCUUUUGUAUAGAGCCAAAGCCAAUUUCACACUGGCUUUUUCAUCAGUCUACCUACAAAGACUUUUUGACAUUAAUAACCGUACAGUCCUUAAGAUUUUGUGAAAUUUUUUUAAACAAGAACUUAACUUGCCUUAACUUGUAAAUAUUGAAUAACCACUUAAAAAAAAGAAAUUGCACUGAUUUUAUUUUCAGCAGGAUAACUUGAAAUGUUGAAACAUUUUAUUUAGUUAAGCUUUUGAUUCAAUCAUUUUAUUUUUCAAAAAUGUCUUGUAAUUCAAAUAUCUAUAUGGUUUCAAAGUUAGGAGGAAUUGUUUUUCUUUUGUAAAAUUGGAUGUACAGCAUUUUAGAAAGUAUCCCACUUUCU